CCACUUCCUCCACCUCCUCCAUGUCGUCCACAUCCUCCACCUCCUCCACUUCUUCUUCCUCCUCCACUUCCUCCACCUCCUACUCUUCCUCUCUAUCUAGCCUCCAGUCCUUCUCUGUGCCCCCCCUGCCCUCUCCACUCCUCCCCUACCCAAGUUUCCUGGCCAAGAAGGGGAUGUGCACCUUUAAAAUCCUCCCAGCCAAAUCCAGCAAGGACCCAAUCGUUAUCACCUGCUCUAAAGUUCCCUCCAAGCCCCCCAUCAAUGUGGUGAAGACCUCAGGCUCCUUCACCCUCCUCCAUCCUCAACCCCCUGCGUCCCCCAUGAACCUCGUAUCCCACAGACCCUCCGCAGCUCCCGGGGCCGAGCCUGGGGUCAAAACAGUGACAGUGUCUGCGGUCCCUGCGGGUCCCAGUGGGAUGUUAGUCCAUCAGAGACCUGCUUCACCUCAAACCACCACCACCACCUUCCACACCCCUGCAGGGAUCACUCAAAGACCCCCACCUACUCCUCCAGCACCACCAAGGUCCGAGGUCACACCCGUACCCCCUCUGAACCCCCCAGGUGACAUGAUCAACCCAGAGCCGAAGCUGGCCUGCGACCUGGUGGACCAGGACAUCAUCUGUCUGGAUGAUGAGAUGGCGACCAUGGAUAUGGUGGGCGGAGCUAAGCAGUCAGUAGAUGUGGUGGAGCUUGAUGACUGGGUGACCAGCGACACAGAGAACUCGUCAGACUUCAGGGACGAGACGGACACUGAGGAGGACAAAGAGGCGAUAAGCACCAACAUGUGCAGAGCACAGAAGAGUGGACCGUCGACCUCUGAGGGUGUUCCUCUGCGGCGUCACGUUCAUAACACGCUGGAGAAGCAGCGUCGAGCGAGGCUCUGUCAGCUGUUUGAACGUCUGAGGACAGAAGUGGGACUGAAUGAGAGGAAGACUUCAAAGGUGUCCACACUGAAGAAGGCGGUGCAGGUGAUCCAGGAGCUCACAACAACUAAAGCCAAUCUCAGGAAGAAGAAGAGGAGGCUGAAGAAGAGGAGGGAUUUCUUCCUCAGCGUCAUCGCUCCGAGAACAGAGGAGAGCAGGCAGGUGAACAGCGGACGCCACGGGUCACCUGCGUCUGAGACGGGAAGGAAAGACGCAGGUGUGAUGGAGGAUCUGCUGGGCAACACUGGCGAGCUGACGGACGACUCGUCCGAUGAGGAGCAAACCGCUACUAAAGCUCAUCAGGAAAUCCAGAGUCUGCAGAAAGAGAUGGCGAGACUGAAGAGUAUGAAGAUGUGUCUGAACCAGCAGAGGGACGUCUACAUCAGGCAGAUCUCCCAGAGAUCAGGUAAAAGUGAGCAGAGAAUCCUGCGGAAGCUGCAGCGACUGUCAUCCAAACAGAGGAAGCUGGAGAGGCAACACCAGGCAGCCAAUCGACUGCCGGCAGCAGCAGGGGGUGGAGCUUCUGAUCUUGCGGCACCCUCCCACCUGCAGCAGGAGCAGCAUCAGGCUCCACAAGCUCCUCCCACUCCUGGUUCUGACACACUCUCGACCACACCUGUCUGCACACCUGCUCAGAAGCCUCAGACCAACAGUCAGAGGAUCCUCCAUGCGCCGAGGCCCACGUCACCAUCAGUACGGCAGGACAGACCGAGGACGGUCCCAAACAUCCUGUCUCGCAGUAAGCAUGCAGCUCGGCCAAUGACGAUGCGCCAACAGACUGUGGACGAGUCGCUGUGUUUUCAGGCUGUGGUACCGGCUGAGGUUCUGUCUCUGGUCAGUGCUGCAUUGCCAGAGCAACAGGCCGUGACCCUGAACCCGCUGGUGGCAGAACAGACAGUUCUGCAGACGCCACCUGCACCAGGUCUGGCCUCUGUCACCCUCAACAUUCCCAAUAUAGCCAAUCAGGUCAUUCAUCUCACCUCACUGCCCCACCCCCCAACAGCUGAGAACAUCAACAACCUGCUGCAGCUGGUUCAGCCAUCAGCCACACUGCAGCAACAACAACAACAGCAGCAGCAGCAGCAACAACAACAACAACAACAACAACAACAACAACAACAACAACAACAGACAGCAGCAGCAACAGCAACAGCAGCAGCAGCAGCAGCAGCAGCAGCAGGUCCCAGGGAGUCAGCAUCCUCCUGCUCCUCCUGCAGUCUCCACAGGAUUAGACCACUCUUCAGACCAGGACAAAGACCAGGACCAGCCCCCUGCCCAGACUGACUCCACACCUGAGUCAUCCUCUUCUUCAUCGGCUCUACCCUCCGCUCUGUGCCCACAGCCAAGCACUGAUCUUCAGGUCCCAGUGGACCUUCAGGUCCCUCCAGGACCGGAGCGGCAGGAGACCAAGGAGGAGCCUGACAACGAGACCUUGACCUCCCUUCUCAAUGAGAUUGUCUUCCUCAACCAGACCGUGUCCACAGGGCGACAGGAGCGGGGACACACCCAGAGACCCCGGCUCCUGCGGCUGGACUCGGACUCCAGUGACACCGUCACCAUGGAGACGGAUGGGGCAGGACCUAAUGACCCCACACAGAGCAAAGCGCUGCCUGGACCUGCUAAUGGAAACACUACAGGUGGUGUCCUGGCCCCGCCUCCUCUGUUGCAGAUGAAGGUGGGCGGGGCCAAGAUGGCGGACCCUGCCAGCAGACCCAUGCCGAGGCUGGUUCCUCUGGGGCUGAGAGGAAACCCACCCAGCUGACUGAUGAUGUCCCGGCUGGUUUAGGACCUCAUUGGUCGCCUGCAGGCACUUCUCUUAUUGACUGAGAAGUUUGCACAUUUCAGAGACAGCUUGUGUCAAAUCACUUUCUGUGAGACAGAAACACGUGACACCUGGCAGCCAAUCAGGAGCCCAGCUGUUUACUGACGAUUGGCGAACGUGUUCAGUACAUUUGUUAGUUUUUACUUAUUUUUUUCCAAGUUUUGAGGCAACAAUGUGCAACCAACCACGGCAACUUUUAGGACACCAGUUGACGACUCGCGGUUGCCAUAGGAACCAUGUUGGCAGAAGAGAUUUUUCACCAAACAGAAAGAGACUGUUGGUGUAACGAGUGCCUCUCAUACCCAAAGAUCUGAAUGUCUUGUUUAUAUUUUUCUUUUCAUUGUUAGACACUCAAUAUAAGCUACCUUCAGUUUGCAGUUUUUAGUUGUUGUUCUUUGUGGGUUGUUUUUCACGACGGCGUAACAACGAGCACUGAUUUCGAGGGUUAGGGUUAAUU
Scatophagus argus is the source of this 3202-nucleotide messenger RNA. Its product is annotated as chromatin modification-related protein EAF1-like. Bases 21 to 2207 code for a protein of 728 amino acids. The transcript has 9 exons. NCBI's taxonomy places the organism in Eukaryota, Metazoa, Chordata, Actinopteri, Scatophagidae. The record is from RefSeq and is a predicted model, not a curated record. Gene Ontology annotation, molecular function: transcription coactivator activity; protein dimerization activity.